Molecule: messenger RNA, 951 nt
Organism: Penicillium macrosclerotiorum
Lineage: Eukaryota; Fungi; Ascomycota; Eurotiomycetes; Eurotiales; Aspergillaceae
Product: DUF2011 domain-containing protein
Exons: 3
Coding region: 1-951 (316 amino acids)
Source: RefSeq, a predicted model, not a curated record
AUGUUCGAUCUACCCAAUGCAAAACGGGUCCGCCGCAAUGAGGUAGCUUCGCCGGAUUCCUCUCGUGAACCAUCUCCAGUCGACGAAUCCGACCUGCAAGAUGCGCAUGCCCGACUGCGCAAGCUUCUAGACCUAGAUGGCAUCAUUGGAUCCAUUGCCAGUGAAGGAGAGGACAACGAACAGGAAAAGAAACCUCGGGUCACUGGGGAGGAGGAGGAGGAGGAACAGGAGUUCGAGUUCCGCCUAUUCAGCGCCCCCACGAAGCCUAAAGACGUAGGUGCGCAAGAUCAACGAGAACCAGAGGAAGGCCAAGGAGCCAAAACAGAAGAGAAGUCCUCAGGUUUCGAUAAAAAGGAGAAUGUAGGAACACAAAAGCUUCGCAUUCGAUUGCGCUCUCCAACGCCCUCCGGUGACCCUUCAGAGGGCCGAUUCGUCAAGGCAUCCCGUGGAUGGCAGUACUACUUUGCCACGCCGUCUCUUCUAGGACUCAAUGAAAGCACUGAAUAUAUUCAAAGGCAAGCGGAGCUACGACGCCAGUACGAGGAAAUCGCAGUGACAGGAGAAAACAUUACUACCUGGGCCGAGGCUCAGCCCUGGCCUGGAUGUAAUCUUGCAUGGCGGAUCAUUCAUCUCAAACGUCAUCAAACAAAGCUACCGCCAGCCUCACAGGACAUGCCCAUCUACAUCGUCCAGGGCGAACUAGCGUCCAAAUCACCGACUACGCGCAAAAAGCCCGGGAAGAAGCGCCGCAUUCAGUUGCGUAAAAAGGUUGCCAUUGCUCAAGCAGCAAAAGAGUCGGAAGCCGAGAAGCGUAACCGGAAGAAUCGGGAGCGGAAGAUUAAACGCCGACAGAAAGCCCGCGAGCAGAAGGCUGCAGCGGCUAAAACAGGUGAAAACGUUGAUGUUACAAUGGCAGAUGGAGAUGACGGGUCUCUAGACGACAAUGAGUAG